AUGACUACUCCAACCACCGCCGCCACCCAAGACAACCCGAAAGCGCCACCGCUGUCGGUCAGUUCGCCCAACACCUUCCAAGAGCUCAAGACCCCCGAUGCCCUCGAAGGCGGAGCUCUGCGUCCGGGUGGACCCCCAAACAUCUACAGUCGCGAAACCAUUGGCAUCUUGAUCCAGUACGGAGCGCUGGGGGUGAUCAACGGCACCAUCUACGGGUUGGUGCUUGUCCGCAUCCGCAUCCUCUCCGAUUGCUUCCCGGUUUGGGGCUAUCGCCGCCGUCCGUACAUGGUGUUUGGCUGGAUCUUCGCGACGAUCUGCCUGGUGCUCAUGGUCAUCUUCCGCACGGGUGACCCGUACUACGGUGACCCCGACCUCGCUUACGUUGCCGCGGCCAACCUCACCAGUGAUCAGAUCGCGCUCAUCAACGAAGACGCGCCAGAGGCCGGUACCAAGUUCAUCCUGCUCAUGAUCUUCGCCAACCUUGGGAUGACCAUGGCAAUUGCUGCGUCGGACGGCGUCGUCAUCGAGUUCGCUCAGCGUGAACCGGCCGAAGUUCGGGGCUCAGCACUCACCAUGAUGCAAGUGUUCAAGCAAGUCAUGUCCAUCCUGUCGUCUGCCAUGGUCGGCUUUGGCCUCAACGGAGAAGACUUCGGUGGGUCGUUUUCGGGCUCCAUGGGUGUGAAUGCCAUCUCCGCAGUGUGUGCCGGUGCUGCGCUUAUCGCGACGGUGUCCUCCUGGUUCUUCGUGGCUGAGACUAAAGAACCAGCGAGGUCAUUCCGUGACUACAUGCACCUCCUCUUCGACUUGUUGCAACACCGCGUGGUGUACCAGCUCAUCGCCUUCCGGUUCUUCUACUUCGUCUUCUCGCUCAUGAGCGUGACGGCUGUGAGCCCCAUUGAGAGCCUCUGGGCCAAGGUGGAACCUGUCAACGACGCAAUCUCCAGUAUCCUCGCGGCGCUCAUCUCUGCAGUGUCGCUCUAUGUGAUCAAGCGCUACGGUCUCACCUGGAACUGGCGCACCAUUAUCGUCAUCACUCAACUGUCGGUGGUUUUCGUGGACUGCUUCCCGACCUUCUUCACGAUCUGGGACAUCGUAUCGCAGUACGCAACGAUCGAGAUCGUCGGAGGUGGUAAUGAAGCCGCGAACAUCGACGCACACUUCGACACGGGCAAGGCGUACCUCCAGGUGGACGACACGUACGUUCGCAACCAAGUGACGUACUGUUACCUCAUCGCGUACGCCUUCCAGAUCUGCUCCAUUGCCUGGGUGUUCCUGUUGCCACAUCAGAAAGCGGAGACGUUAGAGCUCAAGCGCACUGGAGGCAAGAGCAAACUGGCCGGCUUCGUCACUGUCGUGGUCUUCACCUUCUGCUUCGUCUGGGCUAUCAUGACCAACCUCAUGACCAUUUUCCCGUCCACCUCGUGCUUGGCCAUCGCGGGUGGAACUGGUUGUUAG
Messenger RNA from Phytophthora sojae, 1455 nucleotides. RefSeq lists its product as hypothetical. The transcript is spliced from 4 exons. The record is from RefSeq and is a predicted model, not a curated record. NCBI's taxonomy places the organism in Eukaryota, Oomycota, Peronosporomycetes, Peronosporales, Peronosporaceae. Bases 1 to 1455 code for a protein of 484 amino acids.